AUGGCCCCUCCGAGAUGGAAAAGUGCCGAACAGCUUACGUGGCUGCAAAAUGAGGUUCCAACGUACCUACAGAUGCAAAAAGAGAAAAAGCUGGUCCGGUUUUUUGAGCUGCUAUACCCCAAGUGGUUCAGAUCAGAAAAAUCACCUGACCACAAUGACGCCAACAUCGACCAAUCUAGUCUUGACUCGGAUGCAGCUGUCAACGAGAUCAUUGCCGAGCUGGACCAUGAAAACGCUAUAAUUCCUAUCAGUGAUGUUAAAAAACAGAGUAACUUGGACGCAGAACUUGCCGAGGCACUCAAGGACCCCAUAAAACAUCGAGGUAAACCCGCACGAGGCACUCGAGACCUGAAAGAAGUCGAGGUGUACUCACAGCUUCAUUAUGAAUCAAAAGUCAAGCCUUUGGUCUCGGACAACAUCAGGGAAAACAAGCUUGCAUUACCUGACCAGAGGCUUUGUGCUGUCCGGCACCACACAAGUGAAUGUUUUGCAAAGGAGUCGGAAGAUGUGAAGGAGAGUACUAUCAUAGCAGGUUAUAUAUCACGUUUUACACAGACUGCUAUCUGCACUGAAGGAGGUGGUGAUGAUAAUUGCGCGCCGCAUGUUCGUCAUGCUGAAAAGCACAGGGAAAAAGCUGCAGGGGCAAAGGGCAUGGCCCAAGACAAAGACAUGGGAGGACCUGAAGGAAGAGAAAGUCAGCUCUUAGAGGGACGAUUCAAAAUUGGGCUAUGA
Molecule: messenger RNA, 732 nt
Organism: Suillus fuscotomentosus
Lineage: Eukaryota; Fungi; Basidiomycota; Agaricomycetes; Boletales; Suillaceae
Exons: 4
Coding region: 1-732 (243 amino acids)
Source: RefSeq, a predicted model, not a curated record